ACACACCUAUAUAAGCAAAUAGAGGUCCACACAGUUGCACAGUUACGAAAUGAGCAGCGUUGCAGUAACCGGAGCAUCGGGCUACGUCGCCACAUGGCUCGUCAAAUUCCUGCUCCAGAAAGGCUAUACCGUCAAGGCAUCCGUUCGUAACCCCAAUAAUGCAAAGAAGACUGAGCACUUGCUUGCACUUGAUGGAGCCAAGGAGAGACUUCACUUGGUGAAAGCAGAUCUACUGGAAGAAGGCUCCUUUGACUCUGUAGUUGAUGGCUGUGAAGGUGUUUUCCAUACUGCAUCUCCUUUCUUCAAUGACGUCACCGAUCCACAGGCAGAAUUGAUUGAACCUGCAGUGAAGGGAACACUGAAUGUUCUUGGGUCAUGUGCCAAAGCGUCGUCUGUGAAAAGGGUUGUUUUGACAUCGUCUAUAGCUGCAGUUGCAUACAAUGGGAAGCCUCUCAUACCUGAAGCCGUAGUUGAUGAGACGUGGUGGUCUUCACCAGAGUAUUGUGAACAGCUGCAGCUGUGGUAUGUUCUUUCAAAGACACUGGCUGAGGAUGCUGCUUGGAAGUUCGUCAAAGAGAAAGGUAUUGAAAUGGUUGCCAUAAACCCGGGAAUGGUGAUUGGUCCGUUAUUGCAGCCAACACUAAACGAAAGCUCUUCAAAUAUAUUGAACUUGAUAAAUGGUACAGAAACAUACCCAAAUUCUACUUAUGCAUGGGUAAAUGUCAAAGAUGUUGCUCAUGCACAUAUUUUGGCGUUUGAGAAUCCUUCAGCAAGUGGAAGAUAUUGUUUAGUGGAGAAUGUUGCACACUUCUCAGAAAUCGUCAAAAUACUACGCCAACUCUACCCUACUUAUAAACUUCCUGAAAAGUGUGCGGAUGACAAGCCGUUUGCACCGACGUUCCAGGUCAACAAUGAAAAAGCGAAAUCUUUAGGCGUCGAGUUCACUCCGUUCAAAGAAGGAAUCAAAGAAACCGUUGAAAGCUUGAAGGAGAAAAAUCUGUUUAAACCUCCUGUCUAAAUCCCCUCUUCCUCUUGUGCUCAAGGCUAUAUUUCUUACUAUAUGUGAGUAUCCUAUCCUAUGUUUACUAAGCAACAUAAAACCCUCAAAUUUCUACUUGUAAUAUAAUGUAAUAAUUUGAAUUUGGGGGUUGAGCAUAAUGUUGUUGUUGGGUUGUAGAGAUUAAAAACCGCUACGAAUAUUGAUAGCCUUGAUUAUGUACUAUUGUUUUAUUUUGUUGUGA
Molecule: messenger RNA, 1241 nt
Organism: Salvia hispanica
Lineage: Eukaryota; Viridiplantae; Streptophyta; Magnoliopsida; Lamiales; Lamiaceae
Product: phenylacetaldehyde reductase-like
Molecular function (GO): oxidoreductase activity, acting on the CH-OH group of donors, NAD or NADP as acceptor
Source: RefSeq, a predicted model, not a curated record